AUGGAUCCCGCCUACCUGCCAACGCUUCAAGCACAGUUCGGGGACGGUGUCUAUGCCUCCUGGGCAUCUCAUAACCUCCCGGCGCUGCGAACGCCAUCCGCGGACGGCGUCCAGGCCUCCUCGACGGCUCGACUUUCGUUCACCGGCGCCGCGGUACCAGUUCACACGAAGACGCCACCGGGGCUCCACUUCUCUGGGAACGCGGUUAACGCUCCCAAUGGCAUGGAUCCCGCGAACAGGGCUCUGUCAUCAUGUAAGCCUCUAACGGACGCCGUCCACGCGUCCUUGGUCCACGUCCUCGGAAUCGGCGAGCUUACGGCACUUGUGCAAACUGGCGCUCCACGCACGGCGCUGCACCGACACCAUGCCCCAGCGAACCUCCAACCAUGGCCUGAGGCACCCCUGCGUGGCUUCGGUGGUUGCGUAUUACGUGUCGGGGCGCUUGACCUGCAGCUCCAAACCGAAGCCGGGAGCAAGUUCCUCGCCGGCGUUCCCGCCUUCGAGGACCUGCCCACUGAUAUGAUCCUAGGGGCUGACUACCUCCUCUCUGGCGAAGUUCGCCUCACCGUUGAUUCUGCUGGAGUCAACCUCAGUCUCUUGACUCCAAGUACCGCAUUGGCCCAAAGGUCCCAAGUCGACCGACCGCAACCCGAAGUGUCUGCUGAUACCAAAAGCACCUUCUGUGACCAGUCGGGCACACAUCUGCUGGCAUCACAGCCGUCACUGGCCGAGGGCUUCGCUCAAAUAAGGCAAUACGGUGGCCAUCGAUGCGACCCGAGCAGACGUAGCCGGCAUCGGCCAUUCCGGAAGUCUUCCGCUCCAGGUCGACGGAGCCAUUAUCGACCAUUACGGCAGCCCACGUGCGAGUCCGGUGACGACGGCAAGUGCUCUAUUCUGACACCUAGUACACCACCUGAGCGCCGCGCGGAUCAAGACGAAGUGGCUCUCGCCGUCAUGGGAUCCGUCACUGGCCGGUCGGACGGCGACCAGCUCGACCAAAAUAGCGAGAUGCUUUCGGAAACCUUCAGGAGUUUCGACGUGGAACGAAAAUACGGUGGCGUCCACGUGCACCUCCAAACCGAAGCCGGGAGCAAGUUCCUCGCCGGCGUUCCCGCCUUCGAGGACCUGCCCACUGAUAUGAUCCUAGGGGCUGACUACCUCCUCUCUGGCGAAGUUCGCCUCACCGUUGAUUCUGCUGGAGUCAACCUCAGCCCCUUGACUCCAAGUACCGCAUCCGCCCAAAGGUCCCAAGUCGACCGACCGCAACCCGAAGUGUCUUCUGAUACCAAAAGCACAUUCUGUGACCAGUCGGGCACACAUCUGCUGGCAUCACAGCCGUCACUGGCCGAGGGCUUCGCUCAAAUAAGCCAAUACGGAGGCCAUCCAUGCGACCCGAGCAGACGUAGCUGGCAUCGACCAUUGCGGAAGUCUUCCGCUCCAGGUCGACGGAGCCAUUAUCGACCAUUCCGGCAGCCCACGUGCGAGUCCGGUGACGACGUGGCUCUCGGUGUCACGCUUUUAUUAUUCGGUGCAGCAGAGCCGGCUCCUGUGGUAAGCACGACAGCAGGACGUAUACGCGGUGCAUUACGCUACGCUGCGGAGGACCGAAAAGUGUACAGCUUUACUGGCAUACCGUUCGCUAAACCGCCUUUGGGGGAAUUACGGUACAAAAAGCCACAGCCACCACUGCCAUGGGGUGAGGACGUGCUGGACGCCACAAGAACGCCACCGUCCUGCAUGCAACUCAGUGUGUUCUCAGCCAGGUAUCUGCUAUGGGUUCCCUACGAUAGGCCGAAAAGUGAGGACUGCCUCUACCUGAACAUAUGGACUCCGAAACUGGGUGCAUCGGCGCAGCUGCCAGUAAUGGCGUGGCUACACGGUGGAGAUUUUCAAGUUGGAUCACCCGCGAUGUGGCUCGAUGACGGCGGCAACUUGGCCGCGCUCGGUGAUGUCGUCGUGGUCACCAUUGCGUACAGGCUCCAGUCGUAUGGAUUCCUGUACGACGGCACCGAAGAGGCACCUGGUAACCAAGCUUUCCACGACCAGGUUCUGGCACUGAAGUGGAUACAAGACAACAUCGAGACUUUCGGCGGUGACCCAGGUUCGGUGACGCUGUUCGGGUGGAGCGCCGGCGGUAUAGCUGCUGGUUUCCACCUCCUGUCUCCACGAAGCGGUAACCUCUUCGCGAGAGUGAUUAUACAGAGCGCGGGGGUUACAAACAGUGAUCGUACACUAAGCGCUGCGACGAUCCUUGGUUAUACAAAACAAUUUGCGCAGAUGUUCGGCUGCAAAAAUGGAAGCGAGGAUGGAAGUGUUUCAUCGGAGAACGUAGCGUGUCUGCGAAGGAUCGAUGCUACAGUGAUCUCGUCAGUCGAACAAACUUUCGUGGACCAAGGAAUCGGUCAGUUCAAACCGAUUUACGGAGAUGAAUUCCUGCCCGUGGACAACCGCAAGGCUCCGUUUCGCGGAGACAAAGAUGUUAUAAUGGGCCACGUUGCGAAUGAGGGCAGUAUGAUGAUUUACGAAAGCUUCAGAGACACGUUCUCUCAGGUCCUAGCACCACGGAAAAUCAACAAGGCCGAAAUGAUUCACUAUUUGGGAAGCCUUUAUAGUGACCUAUCGCUUUCAGGUGUCCUCAAGAUAGAAGAUGAAUACAUGAAUAGUACUGGUGACUUCGAUUACGACGCACUACGCCAAGCGUUCGUUCAGACCAAAAGUGACUCUCACGUGAUAUGCGGUACAUUUAUUACCGCAUCGAAACUGUCCAAUGCUAUGGCUACAGAAAACACCGGAAAGGGUGUGUACGUUUACGAACUGGACUACAUAUCUCGGUGUAAUAAAAGACCUCCGUGGUUUGGCAUGACGCACGGUGACGAGACGCCUCUUGAAUUCGGAAGGCCUUUUGAUCGUGAAAAUGGAUGCAAAGCUGACAUUCCGUUCAGUAGGAAAAUUAUCAAUGUAUGGACCAACUUCGCUAAAGGAAGGAGGCCAAGCGGGCCAUGCGGAGCUGAAUGGCCGUUGUUUCAGCUAGAUACCAUGAAAGUUCUAAAGAUCGCUUCAGGUGAAACUAAAAUUACUAGCUUUAACCAUAAAAACCGAUGUGCUCUACUGAAGAACCUUGAACUUUAUUAG
Messenger RNA from Rhipicephalus sanguineus (brown dog tick), 3132 nucleotides. RefSeq lists its product as uncharacterized. The coding region runs from base 1 to 3132 and encodes 1043 amino acids. Gene Ontology annotation, molecular function: acetylcholinesterase activity; aspartic-type endopeptidase activity. Gene Ontology annotation, cellular component: plasma membrane. The transcript has 7 exons. Gene Ontology annotation, biological process: proteolysis; choline metabolic process; acetylcholine catabolic process. Lineage: Eukaryota; Metazoa; Arthropoda; Arachnida; Ixodida; Ixodidae. The record is from RefSeq and is a predicted model, not a curated record.